Molecule: messenger RNA, 1077 nt
Organism: Acanthosepion pharaonis
Lineage: Eukaryota; Metazoa; Mollusca; Cephalopoda; Sepiida; Sepiidae
Source: the annotation of a GenBank genome assembly
AUGGCAAUAUUUACCAGUGGUACAGACAAUUCGUGUGACAACUAUACAAUGUUUAUUACUUAUUCGUUUUGCCCAGAAACGAGUUUGUCGUUAUUUUCAAUAUGUGAUUCUCUCUCUCUCUCUCUCUCUCUCUCUCUCUCUCUCUCUCUCUCUCUCUCUCUCUCUCUUUUAGAACAUUGCCAACUGGAACCGCUCUUGGAAUUCGUCAUUAAGUUGUCGAAUUUAUACAGCACAGAUUUUUUUUCAAUAUCCAUCCCAGUUUCACCACGCCUAAUUAAUGGAUCCUUCUUGUUUCACUGUUUCUUUUGUCCCUGCUCUCUCUCUCUCUCUCCCUCUCUCUCUCUCUCUCUCUCUCUCUUUCUGACUGCCUCUACGUCUACUUUUCUUUCUCUGUCACUGUCUUCCUAUCUACCUGCCUGUCUGUCUGUCUCUCUCUUUCUGACUGGCUCUACAUCAACUUUUCUUUCUCUGUCUCUGUCUCCCUCUCUGCCUAUCUUUCACAUUUCUUUCUUUCUUUCUUCAUGUCCAUUACGUACACAACUUGGUAUCUUCUGCCGCCAUCCCAUCCACAAACAAUUUUUUUCUUUACUUACACUUUUUCCUUGUCCUCCAUACUUUUAUAUUCCCUAUCUUGCAAUCUGUUCUUCGUUAAAAUUUGCCAGCGUUGGCCUUGGACAACCAGAAAAAUAUCCGUUCACUAUCUAUCUACCUAGUAAAAGAGAGCUGAAUAUGUCGUCAAAAGGAAGACUCCCGAAAUCUACCCUCCUCCACAUCUCUAUCCUCUUCUCUCACCUCCCUCUGUGCCACUCUCAAUCGUUCUUUCCUUUUCUCUCUCUCUCUCUCUCUCUCUCUCUCUCUCUCUCCUCCCCUUUUCCCUUUUCUAUUUUUCUCUGCUUAUUUUCUGAAUUAAGGCAACUACUUGUUGCCAGUGGUGUUUCACUUAAUAUUGCCGCAUACCAUAAUCAUUACAAUAUUGAUAUGAGUUAUAAAUGUGACCGAAUUCUCGAACAUUUUCUUUCUAUCUAUCUAUCUAUCUAUCUAUCUAGGAUUAAUACAAAUAUUAAAUUUGUCACUUAG